AUAUGACCAAAGUUAAAGAUACAAAAGGAGCUUCACUUUUGGUUACAUCCCCAAGACUUUGCCAAAGGCCACGGAACUCACCAUGUGUUCGUUGGAGAAACGCGGCAACCUCUUCUUGUUAACCUUGACCGGCGAUGAUGAGCACCGCCUUAACCCCACUCUCAUCGCCUCCCUUCUCUCCGCUCUUUCCCAGGCCAAGGCCCAAUCCACUCGUGGGUCCGCCCUUAUCACCGUAGCCCAAGGCAGAUUCUUCUCCAACGGCUUAGACCUAGCGUGGGCACAAUCCGCCGGAUCCAAACAAGGAGCCCAAGAAAGGUUACUCCACAUGGUCAAAUCGUUCAGACCUGUCGUUGCGGCUCUGCUUGACCUCCCUAUGCCCACCGUUGCCGCCGUCACCGGCCACGCCUCCGCAGCCGGAUUCGUCCUCGCUUUAUCUCACGAUUACGCCGUCAUGAGGCGAGAUCGAGGGGUUCUUUACAUGGCCGAGGUGGACAUAGGGCUAACAAUUCCCGAUUAUUUCAUGGCGUUCUUUAAGGAAAAGAUCGGCGCGCCUUCUGCUCGGCGCGACUUGUUGCUGCGGGGGCUGAAGAUGAAGGGGGACGAGGCGGAGAAGAGGGGGAUCGUGGAGGCGGCGUACGAAAGCGAGGAUGAAGUGAGGGAGGCUAGCGUGCGCAUGGGGGAGGCUUUGGCGAAGAGAAAAUGGGACGGUGAGGUGUAUGCGGAGAUCAGGAAAGGGUUGUAUCCGGAGCUAUCGGCCAUACUGGGAUUGGCCACCAAAGCGUUUGCUUCUCCGAGGCUUUGAUUGAAAAAUAAGCAGAGCCAUUGUUACUAUUUUGAAUAAUAGUGUUGUUUUUACUUCUUGAACUUGCAACCAUACUAUGUCAUCAUUUUAAUGCCAGGGAAAUAAUACUUCCUAAUAUGGAAAUUUGUGCA
Theobroma umbraticum is the source of this 933-nucleotide messenger RNA. Its product is annotated as enoyl-CoA delta isomerase 2, peroxisomal-like. Gene Ontology annotation, molecular function: delta(3)-delta(2)-enoyl-CoA isomerase activity. The record is from RefSeq and is a predicted model, not a curated record. Gene Ontology annotation, cellular component: peroxisome. Lineage: Eukaryota; Viridiplantae; Streptophyta; Magnoliopsida; Malvales; Malvaceae. Gene Ontology annotation, biological process: fatty acid beta-oxidation.